AUGACAUACUACCGACAGACUUGGACUUUGGGGACUUUCGUCUGCAAGACAGCGGAUUGGUUUCAGCACUCGUGCCUGGUGGCCAAAUCGCUGGUCCUUGCAGCCUCGACCAACGCUAGACAUAACUUUGUUACAAGCACGUCUAAAAGCGACUUGUUUAAUACGACUAAAGUGUACGGAGCUCUGGUGUUCAUACUGAUGGCGUCCAUGAGCUUUCCAAUACCCCAAGUGAUGUUUGUUUCUUUAAAACCAUAUGGAGACAUCGACCUUUGCGUCUAUGACAUGCCGAUCUGCGCCUCCGACUUCAUGAACGUCUUCAACAAGAUCUACCCAACUGCUACUUUUGUUAUUCCGAUCUUUUUCAGUCUUGCAUUCUACACCAGAGCCUUGCGCAACACCAAGUCCACAAUGAACCACGCAGCCAGUCCGCAACUCCAGACAAAGGCUAUCCCUCUGAUGCUCUGUGUCAGCGGCGCCAACGCUUUCAUGCUCUUGCCGGAAUGGGGAACAUGGACAUGGAUCAAGCUUGGAGACGUUAAACCGCCUGUUGGUCUGGUCAUUUUUGCACAGGUGUUCCUGUAUGCAUGUAGCGCUCUUUCCCCAAUCAUCUUCCUGAGCAUAUACGACGAUGUGCGUCAGGGCCUGGCUGCCCUGUGGCGUUUUCUAACUUGCAGAACCUCCAAACACAUCGCCCUAAGCCAAGGUCCUAAAGCGGAGGGCAACGGAUCAGAGACAGGACCGAUGGUUAUUAACUCUGCGCUGGAGCUGGAAAGGGCAUCCUCGUCCGCGAGGCCAGAAGUUGUCGACGGUACGGGAAAGACCUUUCCGGAUGUGGCACUUUUUUGGACCGAGCGCAGGAACACUGCAGUGGAGGAGGAUCAGGAUGACCCGGUUCCCUGGGAACGAGAGGAGAAAUACAAUCAGUAG
Messenger RNA from Hypomesus transpacificus, 927 nucleotides. Its product is annotated as G-protein coupled receptor 151. Gene Ontology annotation, cellular component: membrane. The coding region runs from base 1 to 927 and encodes 308 amino acids. NCBI's taxonomy places the organism in Eukaryota, Metazoa, Chordata, Actinopteri, Osmeriformes, Osmeridae. The record is from RefSeq and is a predicted model, not a curated record. Gene Ontology annotation, molecular function: G protein-coupled receptor activity. Gene Ontology annotation, biological process: G protein-coupled receptor signaling pathway. The transcript has a single exon.